GGUAUACGAGAUUACAAGAUUACAAGAAUGUAACCAUCACCGGAUAUAAAUAUAUAUAUAUAUAUAUAUAAUCUCUCCGCAUUUUUCUCUCAUAUUGCCUUCCAUUUCCGGCAGAGUUUCCGAUCACCGGAGAUGUGCUCAAAUAUGAUGUUUAAACGGUGGCAGUGGUUGUAUAGCGGUGAUAAUAUGUAACGCCGUAACGAUCAUCAUCCAACUUCCGACAAAGUUUUCGAUCAACGAAGAUGUGCCCCAGAUCUGGUGUUGAAUCGAUCACAGCGGUGGUAGUGGUUGACUGGUUGUAUAGUGGCGAUGAUAUGCAAUCGUCAUCAUCCAACUACGAUCUGGUGUUAGAUCCGAUUGUGACACCUAACAGACUUUCUUACUGAUUGAUUGAUGUAGAAGAUGGCAAGUACGUAUUAGAUUGUGGAAGAAAAGAUAAGUGUUAACUAAUUGAUUGAUUGAUCCGUAGGAUGCUUGACGUAACUGAUUGGAUUUCACCAUUAAAAAUGAAAUGAAAAGAGAGAUCAAAAUCAAAUCAAACGCCCUAUAUUUCCGCUCAGCUCUACCGAAUAUCCACGUGUCGAAAUCUCCACGUCACUCCCUCGAAUAUUCACCUGUUUCCGAUUAAAUCGGAAGAAUAGUUGUUAAGAAGUACAAUUACAGCAAAAACUCUCUGUUUGCUCUCGCUCUUAAAGAUAUUUGACUUAAGGCUUUGAAGAUAGAUAGGCUGAAAUGAGGAAUUUGAAUUUCUAUGAAAAGUAUUCCAGAACAUUCCGUGAUAAUCCUUUGUUCUCCAGAUUUCUAGUUGUUUUCGCCGUCAGUGGUGGGGGUCUUGUGGCUUAUUCCGAGGCGAAUACACAAACUGGUGCAAAGAUUGAUGAUUUACCUGUUGCAGACAGUCAGAAAAAGAGGGUGGUGGUUUUAGGAACUGGUUGGGCUGGAACAAGUUUCUUGAAAAAUUUGAAAAAUCCCUCGUAUGAAGUUCAGGUGAUAUCUCCAAGGAAUUACUUUGCAUUCACGCCAUUACUACCAAGUGUAACAGUUGGUACAGUGGAAGCUCGUAGUGUUGUUGAACCCAUUCGUAACAUAGUUAAGAAGAAGAAUGUAGAUGUUAAUUACUGGGAAGCUGAAUGUUAUAGGAUUGAUGCAAAAAAUAAGAAAGUUUACUGCCGUACAAGUCAAGGAGAUAAGGAAGAAUUUGCUGUAGAUUAUGAUUACCUGGUAGUUGCAAUGGGAGCUCGUGUUAAUACGUUUAACACUCCUGGUGUAGAAGAAAACUGCCACUACUUGAAGGAAGUUGAAGAUGCUCAAAAAAUUCGCAGGACAGUGAUAGACUGCUUUGAGAAGGCGAGCUUACCUAAUUUAAGUGUUGAGGAGAAGAAAAGGGUUCUUCAGUUUGUUGUUGUUGGUGGUGGUCCAACCGGAGUGGAGUUUGCAGCUGAGCUUCACGAUUUUGUAUCAGAGGACUUGGUGAAGCUAUAUCCAUCCGUUAAAGAUUUGGUUAAAAUAACGCUUCUUGAGGCAACCGACCAUAUAUUGAACAUGUUUGACAAACGAAUCACCGCUUUUGCAGAACAGAAGUUCCACAGAGAUGGCAUAGAUUUGAGAACAGGGGAGAUGGUUGUGAAAGUAUCGGAUAAAGAAAUGUCAACCAAAGUGAUUAAAACUGGGGAGAUUUCGACUAUACCCUAUGGAAUGGCAGUCUGGUCAACGGGAAUUGCUACCCGUCCUGUUGUAAUGGAUUUCAUGAAGCAGAUUGGCCAGGCAAAUAGGCGUGUAUUAGCUACUGAUGAAUGGCUUCGAGUUGAAGGGACCAACAGUAUAUAUGCCCUUGGGGAUUGUGCCACAAUUAAUCAACGUAAAGUCAUGGAGGAUAUUUCAGCUAUAUUUAAAAAGGCGGACAAAGAUAACUCUGGAACGCUUACAGUAAAAGAAUUUCAAGAAGCACUUGAUGACAUCUGUGACAGAUAUCCUCAGGUACAACUUUAUUUGAACAAUAAACAGAUGAGCAGUCUCGUUGAUCUACUCAAGGAAUCCAAGGGAGAUGUUGUAAAAGAAUCCAUUGAACUGAAUGUUGAAGAAUUCAAAUCAGCUUUAUCUCAAGUAGAUUCUCAGAUGAAGAAUCUUCCAGCAACAGCUCAGGUUGCUGCACAACAAGGUUCGUAUCUUGCUGAUUGUUUCAACCGCAUGGAAGAGUGCACCAAUAAACCUGAAGGUCCUCUGCGUUUUAGAGAGUCAGGUCGACAUAGAUUCCGCCCCUUCAGGUACAAGCAUCUUGGUCAAUUUGCUCCAUUAGGAGGAGAGCAAACGGCUGCACAACUCCCAGGUGAUUGGGUAUCUAUUGGCCACAGCUCUCAAUGGCUUUGGUACUCUGUGUAUGCAAGCAAGCAAGUGAGUUGGCGUACAAGGUCAUUGGUGGUGUCAGACUGGAUGCGGCGUUUCAUCUUCGGGAGGGAUUCAAGUCAAAUAUGAUCUGAUUUCCUCGUUUCCACAAAAUAUAUAAUAUAAGUCCCUAAUUUCCUGAUUUUCAUAAUGGCAGAUAUUGCCUUUUGGUCCUCUUAACUUUGCUGAGGACGACCAUUUUUGUUUUGGUUUGAUACAUAUUUAGUUGAUCCAUUUUUGUUUCGGCAACGUGUUAAAAUCUUUGUUGUGAAAUAUUUACUGCAAAUAACUGGAAAAUGUAUGAUUUCCCUGCCCGGCUUUAGUUUACAGCUAUAGUUUUACCUGAGCUACAGAUAUGCUAGCUGUUGCAUUGUAUUCUAUUGAACUAUAUAAUGAAAAACAUUUCCAUUAUUCCUUGCA
Erigeron canadensis is the source of this 2802-nucleotide messenger RNA. RefSeq names its product external alternative NAD(P)H-ubiquinone oxidoreductase B2, mitochondrial-like. The record is from RefSeq and is a predicted model, not a curated record. Bases 733 to 2472 code for a protein of 579 amino acids. Lineage: Eukaryota; Viridiplantae; Streptophyta; Magnoliopsida; Asterales; Asteraceae. The transcript has 12 exons. Gene Ontology annotation, molecular function: NADH dehydrogenase activity; calcium ion binding.